AUGCCCGACAAGAAAGCUACCGGAGCCAAGCCAGAGGAUACUCCUGCCUUGGUCCUGGAUUGCCAGAGGCGCAUCACCUUGCCCAACCAUGUCGUCAGGGAGCUUAAAGAUGCCAAGAGUGGUCUUGUCGAGGCCAAGGGCCGUGUCAAGUGUGCCAAAGAUGUGCUGGACUACACUAACAAGAUCAAACGCUACAUCCUCACGGCAAAGAUAAAGGGAGGGAAGUGUCACAGUUAA
This is a messenger RNA of Podospora pseudopauciseta, 237 nucleotides long. RefSeq lists its product as uncharacterized. Bases 1 to 237 code for a protein of 78 amino acids. NCBI's taxonomy places the organism in Eukaryota, Fungi, Ascomycota, Sordariomycetes, Sordariales, Podosporaceae. The transcript has 2 exons. The record is from RefSeq and is a predicted model, not a curated record.